AUGAAGCUACCCGUUGACGACUUGACCCAUCCGGUCUCCACCCAGUCUCCACCCAGUCUAACCCAAGACCCACCCAGUCUCCACCCAGGACCCACCCAGUCUCCACCCAGUCUCCACCCAGGACCCACCCAGUCGCCACCCAGGCUCCACCCAGGACCCACCCAGGACCCACCCAGGACCCACCCAGGACCCACCCAGUAUCCACCCAGGACCCACCAAGUCUCCACCCAGUCUCCACCCAGUCUCCACCCAGGACCCACCCAGUCUCCACCCAGUCUCCACCCAGUCUCCACCCAGUCUCCACCCAGGACACACCCAGGACCCACCCAGGACACACCCAGGACAAACCCAAUCGCCACCCAGGCUCCACCCAGUCUCCACCCAGUCUCCACCCAGGACCCACCCAGUCUCCACCCAGUCUCCACCCAGGACCCACCCAGGACACACCCAGGACAAACCCAGUCUCCACCCAGUCUCCACCCAGGACCCACCCAGUCUUCACCCAGUCUUCACCCAGUUUCCUCCCAGGACCCCUCCAGUUUCCACCCAGGACCCACCCAGUCCCAUCCAGGACCUACCCAGCCUCCACCCAGGACCCACCCAGUCUCCACCCAGUCUCCACCCAGGACCCACCGAGUCUCCACCCAGUCUUCACCCAGUUUCCUCCCAGGACCCACCCAGUCUCCACCCAGGACCCACCCAGUCCCACCCAGGACCUACCCAGCCUCCACCCAGGACCCACCCAGUCUCCACCGAGUCUCCCUCAGUCUCCACCCAGGACCCACCCAGUAUCCACCCAGGACCCACCCAGUCUCCACUCAGGACCCACCCAGUCUCUACACAGUCUCUACCCAGACUCUACCCAGGACCCACCCAGUCUCCAACCAGGCUCCACCCAGUCUCAACCCAGGACCCACCCAGGACACACCCAGGACAAACCCAAUCGCCACCCAGGCUCCACCCAGGACCCACCCAGGACCCACCCAGUAUCCACCCAGGACCCACCCAGUCUCUACCCAGUCUCCACCAGGACCCACCCAGGACCCACCCAGUCUCUACACAGUCUCUACCCAGACUCUACCCAGGACCCACCCAGUCUCCACCCAGUCUCCACCCAGGACAAACCCAGUCUCCACCCAGUCUCCACCCAGGACCCACCCAGUCUCCACCCAGUCUCCACCAGGACCCAUCCAGUCUCCACCCAGGACCCACCGAGUCUCCACCCAGUCUUCACCCAGUUUCCUCCCAGGACCCCUCCAGUUUCCACCCAGGACCCACCCAGUCCCAUCCAGGACCUACCCAGCCUCCACCCAGGACCCACCCAGUCUCCACCCAGUCUCCACCCAGGACCCACCGAGUCUCCACCCAGUCUUCACCCAGUUUCCUCCCAGGACCCACCCAGUCUCCACCCAGGACCCACCCAGUCCCACCCAGGACCUACCCAGCCUCCACCCAGGACCCACCCAGUCUCCACCGAGUCUCCCUCAGUCUCCACCCAGGACCCACCCAGUCUCCACCCAGGACCCACCCAGUCUCCACCCAGGACCCACCCAGUCUCCACCCAGGACCCACCCAGGACCCACCCAGUCUCUACACAGUCUCUACCCAGACUCUACCCAGGACCCACCCAGUCUCCACCCAGUCUCCCUCAGUUUCCACCCAGGACCCACCCAGUCUCCACCCAGUCUCCACCCAGGACCCACCCAGUCUCCAUCCAGGAUCCACCCAGGACCCACCCAGUCUCUACACAGUCUCUACCUAGGACCCACCCAGUCUCCACCCAGUCUCCCUCAGUCUCCACCCAGGACCCACCCAGUCUCCACCCAGUCUCCACCCAGGACCCACCCAGGACCCACCCAGGACCCACCUAGUCUCCACCCAGUCUCCACCCAGGACCCACCCAGUCUCCACCCAGUCUCCACCCAGGACCCAUCCAGUCUCCACCCAGGACCCACCGAGUCUCCACCCAGUCUUCACCCAGUUUCCUCCCAGGACCCCUCCAGUUUCCACCCAGGACCCACCCAGUCCCAUCCAGGACCUACCCAGCCUCCACCCAGGACCCACCCAGUCUCCACCCAGUCUCCACCCAGGACCCACCGAGUCUCCACCCAGUCUUCACCCAGUUUCCUCCCAGGACCCACCCAGUCUCCACCCAGGAACCACCCAGUCCCACCCAGGACCUACCCAGCCUCCACCCAGGACCCACCCAGUCUCCACCGAGUCUCCCUCAGUCUCCACCCAGGACCCACCCAGUCUCCACCCAGGACCCACCCAGUCUCCACCCAGGACCCACCCAGGACCCACCCAGUCUCUACACAGUCUCUACCCAGACUCUACCCAGGACCCACCCAGUCUCCACCCAGUCUCCCUCAGUUUCCACCCAGGACCCACCCAGUCUCCACCCAGUCUCCACCCAGGACCCACCCAGUCUCCACCCAGGACCCACCCAGUCUCCACCCAGGACCCACCCAGUCUCCAUCCAGGACCCACCCAGUCUCCACCCAGUCUCCACCCAGGACCCACCGAGUCUCCACCCAGUCCCACCCAGGACCCACCCAGUCUCUACACAGUCUCUACCCAGGACCCACCCAGUCUCCACCCAGUCUCCCUCAGUCUCCACCCAGGACCCACCCAGUCUCCACCCAGUCUCCACCCAGGACCCACCCAGGACCCACCCAGGACCCACCCAGGACCCACCCAGGACCCACCUAG
Molecule: messenger RNA, 2712 nt
Organism: Oncorhynchus kisutch (coho salmon)
Lineage: Eukaryota; Metazoa; Chordata; Actinopteri; Salmoniformes; Salmonidae
Product: extensin-like
Exons: 2
Coding region: 1-2712 (903 amino acids)
Source: RefSeq, a predicted model, not a curated record